AUAAGCUCAACGGCGAGAGACAUUAUCCGGGAAUUUCUGGUUUUCUUCCCUCCCAAAUCUCUCUCAUCGACAAUACUCUCAAAUGCCGCACCUUCUAGCUCAACCUUCCACAAUCUCUCUACCAAAUCCAGCAUCACAUUCGACGCCGUCGUCUUGCCCGGUCGCCUACGUCGGUCUCCGCCGUCCCCCGCCGCGCCGGCUGGUUUCCACCGCCAGCUGUAGCGGUGGAGGUAGAUGCGGAAAGAUCACAAUUGUGUGCAUGGCGAACCCUAGGAGAGUGAAAAUGGUGGCGAAGCAGAUUAGGAGAGAGAUCUCUGAUAUGUUGCUUACCGAUAAGGUUUUGCAAUACGCGGUGUUGCCGGAAGCUGCUUUGGGGGCGGAUAGAUAUCUUUCGUCGCUGACGACGAUCAGUGAUGUCGAAGUUUCUGCUGAUUUGCAGGUUGUUAAAGUAUAUGUAUCCGUUUUUGGAGAUGAAAGGGGAAAAGAAGUUGCUCUAGCAGGAUUGAAGGCAAAAGCAAAAUAUGUCCGCAGUGAGUUGGGCAAGCGUAUGAAGUUGCGGCUUACCCCUGAGGUCCGGUUCCUAGAAGAUGAGUCUCUAGAACGUGGAAGCAGGGUUAUUGCUAUAUUAGAUAAACUGAAGGAUGAGAAUGAGAAAAAGGGAACUAUUGAUGAAGAUGAUGAUCGCGAAGAGUUUGCAGGUAGGAAGGAUAAUGAUGUGGAGUGGGAGGGCGAUGACAUUGAUGACGAGGGCAUUAUUUAUGUGAAGUAGUUUAUCCGACACAUGAAAAAAACAAUGGAGUCUACAAUAUAGGCAGAGAAUUCCUUCGUAGCUGGUUAGUUCACUCCACUAUAUUGAACUAACCAUUAUUGAGUUCGAAUUUGCAGUAUGAAAAUCAUGUUGAGAUAGCUUGCUUAUAAUGAGUCAUAAGUUUGUUUUGUUUGUUUGCUUUUCAGGGCUCAUUUGGUUGUCUAGAAUCUGGCUUGGAAAUGUAAUUUAUUUCCUCAUUUAAGAUCUUCGUGUUUGGUUCAAUUUUGUUGUAAUAGAUGCGUAAAAAGAACCUUAAAGUAGAAAAUACAAAGUAUAAUUUCUUUA
Molecule: messenger RNA, 1093 nt
Organism: Salvia hispanica
Lineage: Eukaryota; Viridiplantae; Streptophyta; Magnoliopsida; Lamiales; Lamiaceae
Product: ribosome-binding factor A family protein
Biological process (GO): ribosome biogenesis; rRNA processing
Molecular function (GO): ribosomal small subunit binding
Source: RefSeq, a predicted model, not a curated record